Molecule: messenger RNA, 3204 nt
Organism: Prorocentrum cordatum
Lineage: Eukaryota; Dinophyceae; Prorocentrales; Prorocentraceae
Source: the annotation of a GenBank genome assembly
AUGACCAGCGAUGCGUUCCUGGGCAGCGCCUGCUGCUGCAUCCCGCGGCGCCGGUUCCUGCUGCUCCUGGCUCUGGCGUUUUGCGCCUACGGCGUCGUUGACGCCAUCUAUUGGAUCCUCUUCCGGGGCAUUCUCGGAGACCAGCCGCUCACGCCGCACCACGCCUGCUCUGGGCACAGGUGCCUCCAGUUCCUCACCUGCGCCGGCAUGCGCCGCAGCUCCUACAUGUGGCGCAAGGUCUGCCUGACCUUGGGCAGCGCGGCAUUUGGCGCUGUAGGCGCGUUGGGCGCUGCGUACAGCCACCCCGGGGAGCUGCGCGGGUUCGGUGGCUUCCUGGUCGCAGUGGCAGUGCUGUUGGUUAUCAUUGUGUCUUACGACGGCGUGUACACAGCGACUUGUGGCGAGUAUCCCUUCAACGUGGUGAACGAUGCCCUCAUGUGGCCCGUACCGCAGUGGCCGGUUCAGAAUGGAAUAAAGUACGAAGUUGUCGUCUAUUCAGAGGUGUACCCCGUAGAAAUUGUUAACAGGCUGACGCAACUCAACGUUUGGUGGUUGUACGUCUUCUUCCAGAUGGCUGCGGCUCUUUUCUGCUGGUACGUGGCCCAACUGGCUUUCGAGAUGGCCGACGCCAUCCAUUGGGGCGUUGCUGGCAUGGGCCCCACUUUCGACAUGGCCGGCUGGCACGACCUCAAGCUACAGGAGCAAGAGGCGCCCCGCUCCCUGCCCGUGGUGGGCGGCCCCCGGGGACCCAGGGAGCACCCGGAGCGGUCGAAGAGCAGCGAUGGGCGGGCAGGGGGGAGCCCUCUGGUGAAGGAUGCGCGACGCCGGAGGUUUGCGUCGGGCCCGUCCUUCUACAGGGGGGACAUCACAAGAACAGGAGCGAGCAUCGGGCGAGGGGGGCCGUUGGUCCGGCCCGCCGUCGCCUUUUUUUGGUGCUCGCGCAAGCCCGAGGACGUGCUGCUGGACAGCCUCUGCGCGGACCUAGGAGCGGUCGCAGGCCUGCGGGGCGGCGCGGGGUGCCCCUCGCGCGCGCGGCAGGCCCACCCCGGGGGGCGCCAGAACCUGAACCUGCGCACGGCCAUGCUCCUCAGUGAGCCCGAGGCUGCCGCGGUCAGUCUCGCGCUUCAAGACGAGCAGGCCUUCCGGCUGGACGCACCCUCUCCACCAGCGAGUUUAGGCUGCGAGACCGCCCAGGCCAGCGAGUCCGACUCCGACUGGGACCGCGAGGAGGGCGACGCGGAGGGCCCCGCCCUGCCGCAGGCGGCCCGCAGAGGGCCCAGGGGCGAAGCGGAGGACGAGGACGCGCUGCAGCGCACGAGCUCCACCGGGAGCUCCAGCCGCCUGCAGCUCCACCGGAGCCACAGCGCGACGUUCGCCGUGAGCAACUUCGCGGGAUCACCAGUGGAGCAGCUCUCCCGCGUGUUGGCCGCGGACGAGGAGGCGCAGGCCCGCAUGCUGCAGUGCCGGGGCAUCCGGGACCCGGAGUUCGUGGCGCGGCUGCGGAGGAGUUGCACGCUGUGCCAGCGCGCGGCGCUGCUGUACCCGAGGAACUCCGAGCUGGCGGUCUCGUUCAACGGGGGCAAGGACGCCUGCGUGGUGCUCUACCUGUGGCUGGCCUCGCUCGCGGCUGCCGCGGGCCGCUGCCAGGACGAGCAGGGCGGCGCCGCGAAGGCCGCGGCGGCGGACCCGGCCGCCCACGGCGCGCCCGGGGACGCCCUGCCGCCGCCGACCGCCUCGUUCUCCUCGGCGGACUCGGCGAGGGGGCAGACGGUGAUCUUCUUCGACUCGCCCCAGGAGUUCCCCGAGGUGCGCUCCUUUGUCGCAUGGGUGGUCCGCAGCCUGGGCCUGCACGAGGUCAAAGUGGAAAGCUCGACCUUCAAGCGCGGGAUGGGCGAUCUCGUGGACGAUGGCCUGAGGGCGGUGGUCAUGGGCCAGAGGCGGGGCGACCCCUGGACCGAGAAGGUGGACGUCUUCUCGCCCUCCGACCAGGGGUGGCCAGCCUUCAUGCGGGUCAACCCCAUCCUCGAGUGGUCCUACAAGAACGUGUGGAUGUUCUUGAGGGCCUUCGACCUGCCCUAUUGCAUCCUUUACGACGAAGGCUACACGUCUGUUGGGACCGUGGAGAACACCGUCAAGAACCCGGCAUUGCUGCGGUCCGACGGCUCCUACGCCCCGGCGCACGAGCUGGUGGACGGCACGCUGGAGCGCUCGGGCAGGGGGGCCAAGGCGCAGGCCUCCGCCAGCAGCAGCGCCAAGCAGGCGCAGAACGCGGAGCAGCUCGACGCGGCCGCCGCCGUCUUCUCGCCCACGCUGCGGGCGUUCAAAAGCUCCCUGAAGAUCACGCCGCCCCGCACGGCGGGCUUGAUCGUCAUCGGGAACGAGCUCCUCAGCGGCAAGGUGCUUGACGCCAACGCGCACUACGCGUGCGGCGAGCUGCGGUCACGGGGCGUCUUCGUGAAGUCCACCGAGGUUGUGCCCGACGACAUCGAAGCCAUCGCGCGCAGCGUCAGCAGGAUGGCCGCUCGGUGUGAUUUCGUGUUUUCCUCCGGGGGCCUGGGCCCCACCCACGACGACGUCACCAUGGCGGGCAUCGCCAGGGCGUUCGACACCGAGCUGGUCCCCGACGAGCGCUUCCGGGCGAUGCUGGAGGACCACUUCGCGGCCUCCUCGGGGGCAGGCGGCAGCUUCGCGGCCGGCGACCUCGCGAGGCAGGUGUCGGGCGAGCGCGGGCGGGAGGCCGCCUGCAGCAAGAUGGCCCUGUUUCCGGAGGGGGCGAGGGUGGAGUGGCCCGCGGACGACAAUCCGUGGCCCCUCGUCUCCAUGCGGAACGUCUACAUUUUCGCGGGCAACCCGAAAACCUUCCGGUGCAUGUUCCAGCGGGCCGCACGCGACGGCCGAUUCGAGGGCCCGCAGCGGCCCCUGUCGCACCUGCUGUGGCUGGACGCGGGCGAGGAGGAGGUGCUCGGCGAGCUGCAGGGGACGGUGGACGCCUUCCCCUUCGUGGAGAUCGGGUCUUACCCCUCCACGGACAGCGCUCCCGGCAGGCGGCGCCUGAAGCUCUCGCUGGACUCCUUCGACGCCCAGGAGCUGCAGGCGGCCCGGCUGGCGCUGGUCUCCGCGCUGCCCCCCGGCGUGCUGGUGGACGAGGAGGGGGCCGCAGGCCGCGGCCUCCCGCCCGAGCUGCCCCCCGCCGCGGCGGUCUGA